Messenger RNA from Dufourea novaeangliae, 883 nucleotides. RefSeq names its product vesicle transport protein USE1 (gene Use1). Gene Ontology annotation, molecular function: SNAP receptor activity. Gene Ontology annotation, biological process: retrograde vesicle-mediated transport, Golgi to endoplasmic reticulum. Gene Ontology annotation, cellular component: endoplasmic reticulum; SNARE complex. The coding region runs from base 14 to 772 and encodes 252 amino acids. The record is from RefSeq and is a predicted model, not a curated record. NCBI's taxonomy places the organism in Eukaryota, Metazoa, Arthropoda, Insecta, Hymenoptera, Halictidae. The transcript is spliced from 5 exons.
GAAAUUUUGCACAAUGAACUUAACAUCAAGAGAAGAAAUUAAUAUCAGACGACUUUUAGCAAGGUGUGAACUGAUGGCCAAAGAUGAUCCUCAUAAAGAUUGGAAACUGGAAAAGUAUAUCUUUGCUCUUGAUGAUAUGAUAAAGCAAUUGCAAGCAUUGCCAAGUAAACCUUCUAAGGAUAUCAUGAUGGGUUAUAUUAAACGAAUAGAUUUUUUAAAAGGACUAAUAAAUACAACAAAACUGACAAAUCCUGUGGAUAGAGUAGCAGCAGUACAGAUGUUAUCAAAAAGUUCUACAACGUUCAGUGAUUCGUUGGGACCAAAUAUAACAACACAAAUACAUCAAAAAAUUGCAGCAAAAUAUAUUCGAGAAUUAAGAACAGAAUUGUUUCAGACUGAGAAAGAAUCCUUGGAGAACAAUGUAAGACAAAGACUAUCUACUACAAGUAUACAAGAUGAUGAUUUAGAUGCGCUUCUAAAGUAUAAUAGGAAUAUUCAAGAGAAAAUUGCAGAGAAUAUGCUUUCAAUGACUAGUAGUAUGAAAGAACAUGCUUUGGCAGCAAAUGCUAUUAUAAAGAAAGAUAUUGGUUUACUUGACAAAUCGGACAAAUUAACAGAUGUGAAUGCAACCAAAUUAACAAAAGAAUCACUGAAACUACGGGAACAUACUAAGUCACAUUGGAGAUGUUGGAUGUGGGUGAUGAUAGCAUUUGUUUUAGUUGUCUUUUUUAAUAUGGUAUUAUUUAUGAGAGUUGCAAGAAAGAGGGUGUAAAUGACAAAUGUGCACGUGUACAUAUGAUUUAAAAUUAUAAGAUAAUGUCAGAUAAUGGCCAUGCAUAACUGUGAAUGUAACUUUACACUUCACAUGAGAUCAUUAUUAUGA